Molecule: messenger RNA, 2110 nt
Organism: Perognathus longimembris pacificus (Pacific pocket mouse)
Lineage: Eukaryota; Metazoa; Chordata; Mammalia; Rodentia; Heteromyidae
Gene: Enpp4
Product: ectonucleotide pyrophosphatase/phosphodiesterase 4
Exons: 4
Coding region: 725-2086 (453 amino acids)
Source: RefSeq, a predicted model, not a curated record
CACAGCAGAUACUAAUGUUUUAUCCCUUUUUUAUCGCCAGAUACCUCAUUGUGUGUAUAUAAUGCAUUUUUAUCCAUUUACUAGUGGAUACUUGAGUUGUUUCUGCUUAAGUAAAAUUACUCAUUUAAUUAAAAAAAUACGACCAUAAAAGAUGGGAACUACAGAGACAAAGAGUUGAGGUAAAUGGAAAACAUAGCAGUACGAUAGAUUGAAACACAUCAGUAAUCACAGUGAAGACAGAUGAUUGAACAUUGAAAGAAACGACCACAUUAGAUUUUUUUAAAGCAAGAGCAGAGUAUUGGCUGCCUAGUAGAAACUCACUUUAAAUAUACAAAGUCUUAACCUAAAAACAAAAGGGUGAACAGUGCUAAUCAAAAAGAAAGAGUGGCUAACUUAACAUCACACAAAAUUUAAAUUCAAGUACAACCUCAUUGAGGAAAGCUGUUUGUAUCCCUUGAUUCUUACUGUAUGGUUUUGUAUGGGUGUAUGUUUUUAUUCCUCUUGUGCAGAUCCUAGAUUAUAGGAUCGCCAGUAAUUUAGGGAAACUCUGUUAGCCUGAUGAGGAACUGCCUGAAUGUUUUCAAACUGGCUGCACUGUUUUGCACUCCCACUAGGAGUUCAUGGAAGUUCCAACUCCCCUCCAUCUCUCCAGUAGCUGUUGCCUGUCAUUUUCCUGUAGUCAUCACCGGCUGUGUAGUGAGGCCCUGGCGUCCUCGUGGUCAGUAUGAAGUUACUCCUGGUGCUCCUCCUCUCUGCCAUUGCCCCUGGGUGCAGGGGGAACUUCUCCUACAGCGCGCCCCCCCAGCUGCUCCUGGUCUCCUUCGAUGGCUUCCGAGCCGACUACCUGCGGGACUACGAGCUCCCUCACCUCCAGAGCUUCAUCAAGGAGGGUGUCCUGGUAGAACACGUGAAAAACGUGUUCAUCACCAAAACAUUCCCGAACCACUACAGCAUAGUCACGGGCCUGUACGAGGAAAGCCACGGCAUCGUGGCCAACUCUAUGUACGACAGCGUCACCAAGAAACGUUUUUCGGACGCUGAGGAUAAGGAUCCUUUCUGGUGGAACGAGGCGGUCCCCAUUUGGGUGACCAACGAGCUGCAGGAGAACAGAUCGAGCGCGGCCGCCAUGUGGCCAGGGACCGACGUGCCCAUCCAGAACACCACGCCUUCCUACUUCAUGAAUUACAACCCCACCGUGUCAUUUGAGGAGAGACUGAAUAAUAUCACCACGUGGCUCAGCUAUUCCAACCCACCGGUCACCUUUGCCACUCUCUACUGGGAAGAACCGGAUGCAAGUGGCCACAAAUACGGCCCGGAGGACAGAGACAACAUGCGCAGGGUUCUGAGCGAAGUAGAUGGCCUUAUUGGUAAACUAGUGCAGAAGCUGAAGCAGUUAGGACUGUGGGAAAAUACGAAUGUGAUCAUUACGAGCGAUCACGGGAUGAGCCAGUGUUCGGAGAAGAGACGGAUAAACCUAGAUCACUGCAUCGACCCCUCAAGCUACAGUCUCAUAGAUUUGAGCCCAGUGGCCGCAAUUCUUCCCAAAAUAAAUAAGACAGAGGUUUAUGACAAACUGAAAAACUGUAGUCCUCACAUGAAUGUUUACCUCAAAGAAGACAUUCCUAACAGAUUUUAUUACCAACACAAUGAUCGAAUCCAGCCUAUCAUUCUGGUUGCUGAUGAGGGAUGGACAAUUGUACUAAACAAAUCAUCAUCAAAAUUGGGCGACCACGGCUACGACAACUCGCUGCCCAGCAUGCACCCGUUCCUGGCCGCGCACGGCCCCGCCUUCCACAGAGGCUACAAGCACGGCGCCCUGGACAUCGUGGACAUCUACCCCAUGAUGUGCCACAUCCUGGGGCUGCCGCCGCGGCCCCACAACGGGACCUUCGGCCGGGCCAAGUGUCUGCUGGCCGACCAGCGGUGCCUCAACCUCCCGGAAGCCAUCGGGAUCGUGGCGGGCGCGCUGCUGGUGCUGACCACGCUGACCUGCCUCCUCGUGGCCAUGCAGAACAGGCUGUCCGCCCCGCAUGCCUUCUCCCGACUGCAGCUGCAGGAGGACGACGACGACCCGCUCAUCGGGUGACCUCCCCGCCCCGGCCGCACCCAC